GUGCUUGUAUUUCAUUAGUUUCAGGGUUAAUUCAAACUACUGUAAGUGCGCAUGCGCGCUAACGUCUGCGUCCGUCACAACAUGGAUUUAGAGGAGGAUGCUGCAAACGUAAACAAUACCCCUGCAGAGGCUCCCUGCCAGCAGCAAGGACAAAAUGUGCAUUGUUCAGAGGCUGGCAGACCAAACACAGAUCAUGAUCAUGGAAGACCAUUUAGUAACACUCAGGAUUUAAGCGUGGAGCCACUGAUAGACAGAUCUGAGACUUUACAACUAGAAUUUCAGGAUAGCCAUAUGUCACCUGCACUUACCCUGCUUCCCUGCCUGGACAAAUCUCACCUUCUUUCUGACUCCACGUUUUUUCAGCAGACAGAUGCAGAAUUUGUCCCUCUCCGGGGAUUUCCUGAUCUCUCAGUUGUCUCUGAGAGAUGUCCCAGGAUUUCACAUGUAACUGAUGCUUCCCACCUCCAACAUACUAUUUAUGAGCAGGCUACGCUUUCCCAGCAUCCUUUGGAGGUACCAGCAGCCCUGUCAGAGGGUGAAAAAAGCUGCUGUUCACUGUCCCAGCACAGCUUGUCACCUGGAGACCAUUGCAAAGGACUUGAGGAUCAAGGGAGUGUUUCAUAUGGUGCUGCAGACCAAAUCAACAGACAUAUGGAAGGAGAAGAGCAGACAGCUGCUCAGCAGCUUAGUGAGCGAAUGUCUGCUCAGGGGCUGACAUUGGAAGAGGAUGUUAUUGUGGCUGUUAGCAGCAGUAGUGCCGUUCCCUCUGUCUCAAAUACCCAAAACACAGACAAAAGCCAGUUAGAUCCUUCCCUGAAUCUUCAAACAGGCCGAGAGCAGCCACAAGGAGGCUCACUGUCAUUAUCAUCUUCAUUUCAGAAGGCUGCAGGUUCAGUUAUUGGCCCAGAUGUGUCAAAUAUUACUUUUCGUGAGUCACAGAUGCAUGGCCAUUUUCAUGAUCAGCUUCUGUCUACAGGACAAAGAGGCUCAAUACCUGCACCAGCAAGUAAGAAUCAUAGUGGGAACAAAAGUGGACUGUGUGUCACACCAGCUGGUGAAGGUCUGAUGCAUGUACCAGGUCUGCAGAGAGCGCUCUGGAGCUCCGGUCAUCUAACAGCAACAGAUGGUUCAUUUUUGAGCUCGCAGCCUGUGUCUCAGUCCACACCUGCGGUACCUCUCAUGAGACCCCCACUAGCAUUGACCAAACUCUCACUCAUACACUCCAAACAAGAGGCUGUUGCCUUUGAGGCUGCGUCAGCCCAAAACAGUCUCUCCAAAACUGGCUUAAUACCAUCAUUGGACCUAAGCGGUCAACAUUCCUCUCCCAUCUGCUCUGAAACAACAGCUACAGCCUUUGGCGGACCUUCAGAGACUGCGCAAUUGAUGUCACAUGCCCAUCCUGUCUCAAACGAACAAGUCCCUCCUCCUGUUUUAAAUUCACCGGCCUCUGAUACACUUCACUCUGACACUCAGCCCUCUGGUACAGAGAUGAAAGAUCAGGUUCCUUGUUUGCCCCUUGGGAGAGUACAGUCUCUUCCCUGUCUGAGCUACUUACAAAAAGUAGAUGCCUGGAAAGCCAAUCAAAGUUCUAGCAGGUCGUUUUAUGAUAAUUUGGACCUACAGGGGUUUGAUGGUGUGUCGCCCAAGAAAAAAACACAGGGUGCAGUGUCUGAGGCACUUAAGCACAUGCUUUCUCGAGACAUGAGUCAGGCAUUUUGUGCUAAUGCCAGCUCGCAGGUGACUCAGCCACUGUCCUCCUCUCAUUCUGGAAGCGGCUCACCUCGUCGGGUGGAUGUAGUUGGGGCGGGUGCGUGUAGAGGACAAGCAUCUGAGUCACCUGUCAAUCGCUCACACUCUCACUCCUCCCUGAGCUCUGUGGUGACCUCUAUUCAGAGAGACACUGGCACACACAGUCAGCAAGUUCCAGCUGCACAAUCUGAUGUUAUCAUUCCAGCCACUAGAUCAUUGGACAGUCGGUCAUCCUUACUUUCAGGUGGAAGAGGUGAAGGAGGGAAUAGUUCAGCUGCUCACAUGAACAAAAGCUCCAUCAAGAUGUCUCCUCUCCUCAGUCUCGGUCGCUUCAGUGAUGUGUCAUCAAGCCUCAACAUGAGCAGCACCCUCUCCAGCUCUCAAGGCAGUUACCAUGGUGAGCAGAGUAUGAGGGUGUCAGUAGGUGCUGCCUCUUCUGUUGUGAGUCUUGAGGUAGAUAAUUAUGCACCCUACUGGACCUCCAGACCUGCGUCUCCUCCUCACACUAAGGAGCUCAACAUUGAAGACAGAAUCCCUUUGUACCUCUUAAAUUUGGGUAUUGACCAAUCACCUUCAACAAUCCUAAAUCCAUUUACUCGACGAGGACCAAUCAGAGAGCCUGAAUUCUCUCCUACUGACUUAUGUACCAUCAAAGGCUCCAUAGGAACACCAACUAAAAGCACGCAGCCAUCUGAAGUUGACAGUCUUCAGAAGGAGACAUUCUCCAGUUCCAGCCAGCUCUCAGCUGACUCCAGUGCUUCUGUCACACACCGCCAUUCAGCGCAUGAGCAAAGCCCGCCAACCAGUGACAGAAGUGUAAAGAUGAUAUUCACUGAGGUGGAUACUCAACCACUUCAUUCAACAUUACAUCCUUCAUCAAGUCUACAACAGUCUGAUGCUCCACAAAGUGAAGGAAGCUUUGGCCUCCCAGACCAGCUCAGCCCAGAAUCUGUGCCUCCUCCAGGUCACAGAGAAGUGGUAAAGGAGGAUGACGACUCUUUUGUGGGCUCUGGCACACUGCAUGAAAUCAGGCGUUUGCUGGGCCGUGCAGAAAGCCUGGUUUCUGGUCGAUCAUCUCUGACUUCUUCCCCUGGCUCACACCGCCUCUCAGGGAGUGACACGUCCCUUGUUUCACUAGGACGAAACACUCAAGGUUAUCAUGAUGACACAUCUCUGUCAGCUGGUGGGAACCUUUCUCUACUGUUAACUCGCUCUUCAUCAGAUUCGGCUUUAAAAGGAAGCUUGUCGUCCUCCCAGGGGCCACAACAGACAGGCCGCACAACUAUAGAGCCUGCUGCUCUCUCUUUGAGCAGAGAAGAAAGUUUGAAGUCACGUGACCUCUGUGUGACCCCAAGGCGGGCUGAGCCUGAGGGCUGUAGUGCUGCUGACCCAGACAAGGCAAAAGCACCUACAGCCACAUCUGUAAUGCAGAUAAAUGUCCCUUCGAUACCAGGGAACCUUCAACAGAACCAAGGCAAGACUGAGGAUGCUGCGAUUGGCUCCUCCGAGAAUAGUUUGUCUCAUGUCUCAGCUGAGGUUGAAAGUUUGAGUGACAGUAGCAGUGAGAGUUCAUUGGCUGCCAGAGUUGCCAAGCUCCUGCAGAGUGAGUCACCUGUUUCUAUGGUUACAAGCCGGCCAAGCACCGCUGACCCAGAAGAUAGCCGUGCCCGAGAAUGGAUCCUGAUGAAGGUUUCUGGCCGUCGUUGUGAAAGUUUAGAACUAAACGCAGAGGACAGGGAGAGAAUUGAAGACAUCAAAAGAGAGCUUCUACUAAACACCAAAAACACCAAGUGGAGCUCAGAUUCUGAGGGCAGUUCUCAGUCGAGUGCUGGUCUUGGAUCUCAGCUGGCGAAGGGCUUUGGUGGACUGCGUAACAUGGAGAAUCAUAUCUCAGAUCAGCUGCAGAAGGCUAGUAAAAUAAAUUUGGACACAGUUCCAAUUUACACACCUUUACAACAGGAUCCAGGGGCCAAAGUUCACCAGAUCGCCCUCAGAGAACGGCUCAGCCCUCAGCCUUUUACUUCUAUUACUAUAGCAACCAAUCGACGCACUCCAUCUCCACAGUCACUGCCAAACUGCCCUGUCACAGGUACUGCAGAAUUGGAUAAUGUUGGUUCCGAGCAUGAGAAGUUAGAGCGAGAGAUCCACCAUAGAGUGGGAACACAACUGAGACAUCAGCCUCUCAUUAUACCAAAUGUAUCGGACAGCGAAAAAGAGACAGAGAGAGAAGGACAACAUAGAGAAGAGAAGGAAAGAGAAGAAAUGACUGAUGACAACAAAGAGAAUGCAGUUACGAAUGAUUCCAAGAGUGUCCAAAGAAUGCCUCAAAUGGAUUAUCCUGUCACAGCCAGUAACCAGAUAUUAUCCAGUGCAGCGUCGGUCUCAACCUUUGGCUAUAAGUCACACCUCUCUCAUAUGCACGUCACCUUAUCACCCAAACCCAAACAUCCAUCCAGUCCUGUGAAAUACCACUCAAGCAGACCAUCCAGUCAAAACACCAGUAAAGAUGUCCCACUUCAAAAACAUUCACGUAUGGUGUCAAGUAUGACAGAUGAACAUCUGCAGUCCAUCCACCGAAUCUCAAGAUCAAAUCACGCCAGUUCUUAUGAACCCAGAGAGCCGGUUCAAGGCCUGAAUGCAGGAACAGUCAGUGUACACUUACAGGCCAGAUACCCACAAACCUUUGUUCCCUCUCAGAGGCUGGCUGGGACAUCCCGAACUCUUUCUGUCCAAGCGGCAACUGUCCCUGCACUAUUGCCAUACAAACCUCAUGGCAGCUCCGAGCUGUUCUAUAUCCAGCAGACAGAUCCAGAGCUUUCUCCUGGUCGCUCUGAUACAACUGUAGAAAGCUCUCACCCAGGUUCUGACGAUGCUCUCCCUCCACACUUUAAUAUAGACGUUUUAGGCUCUAGAGAGCUAGAAGACAACAUAAUUGCACCAAAACACAAGGAAGGCAUCUACAGUAAGAGGGCCAAUAUGAAGAGAGUUUCAAGUGUGUCUGGAAAUGGUCUUCCAGAAUCAGUAGCCACUUUUGCUGUCCAUAGUGACAGGACUGCUUCUGAAGUUUCUUAUGUCUCUAAGAAGAACAUAGAGACUGUUAGUAUAAAUGAGCAGUAUAAAGAUGAGGAAGAAAAUUUUGUCCCUCUUCACAUGGAGGCAGACUACAGUACAGAUGAUGUGCAUCUUCACAGCAGCUCCAUGCAGGAGCCUAAAUUGCCACUAGAACCACUCCAUUUACCUUCUCAGCCAAUCAGAAAGUCCUACAGGGGGAGCAAGAAAAGAACGGACCGAACACCUCAUGAUGUUAACAUGGAGAUCAGCAGUUCUCUGGACCAGCUGUGGCGUCGCUUCAGUGAAAAAUGGAGCAUGGAUGAAACACGACUCACCAAUGAAGGAGAGAUGUCUCUGCUAGAUAGAUUGGAGCGUCUGUCUCGUCUCAUUCACAAUACCACUCCAACAGACCAAAUUAUACUACAACCAGAUGGCAGGAAUGGAGACUAUGACAGGAGGAGUGAUCGAGAGGAUGGGACCACAGAGGGAGGAGAGCAAAGAGAAAGAGUCCAGUUAGAAGCGGCUCCACAGCAAGCAUGGCCUGAGCAUGAAGAGAGUCAAGAGAGAGUGCAUCGCUGUCCUGCCGAGAGAGAUGAGUCUGCAAGUGUGUCCAUGGAGACGAGCAGUAGCCUGUCCACCGUUGACACAGAGCGGCUGCUGCGAGCUUUUGGACCUCACCGAGUCUCCAGUAAAGGACUGAAAAGCAGUGACAGCUUGCUCAGACUUUACAACACCAUCAAUACGCAGAAGACGGACCGAAGGAAACCCAGUACUAAACAUGUUGCCGUCUCUGUUGCUACCAAUGAUGUGAGCACGGAUGACUCCACAGUCUCUGCUGACUCUUUGUCAUCUUCAAGCACUUUUUCCCAUCAUUCUCAAAGAGGUGUCUCCCACAGCCUCAAUUCCAAAAGGUCAAAGGUCAGACAGCUCAGCAAAGGUGUACAGGCAGGUGAUUUGGAAAUUGUGAUAAACGCCACACGCAGACACACUCGGGACGUAGGAACCAUCUUUCCCUCCCCAGGUGCUUUCAAAAAUGUUCAUUCAUCAAACACGUUUGGCAGAGGCAUUCAGAGUGGCGUUCCCAUCCCCACUGCUUCCACAGCUAAACCCACCCAAAGCCUGACCGCUCUGAAGAGAGACAACAAGAGUGUCCGGACCCAUUACCCAAAUGGUGUGUCAUGGUUUGUCUCAGCUGAUGAGCUGAAGUGUGACGGUCGCAAGGAAAACCUGCCACAGAGUGAAUCGGCACCUUACCUAAGCCAAGCCUGGUUUGAGCCUUACAGUAAAACCCGACCCUGGAGAGAACUGACCAGAGAACCUCUAAGAGAGAGACAGAACCAACAAGAGCAUGAGAGGCCAACAGAGUCUAGAACAGAUAGCGAGACAGAUAUCAGCGACAAACCCUCGACUCUUCUUCGCCUUUCACUACAGGAAGCUCUGGCGCUCCAUCGGCCGGAGUUUGUGUCUCGUUCACGGGAGCGAAUGAAGCGUCUGGGGUUGCUGGUUGAGGAGAGGAGGUUACAGGCAGUCUUCAGCAGAGAGAGAGAAGAGCUCUUCAACUGCCCUGGACCAUCACGUCCACUCAGACCAGCGCCAGUACCCCAUAAACGAGUCGUUCCAAGAAGAGAGAUGGUCCAACGAUCCAAAGAGAAAUACGCUCAACUUCCUGAGGUCCAGAAGAGAAAGGAGGAGGAAAGGAGACGGGCAGAGUACCGCUCCUUCCGCCUCAACGCUCAACUCUUUAACAAGAAAGUCACCAAUCGUGUGUUGGGAAAGAGAGCUCCCUGGCAGUGAGGUCAACUAAAAUAUACUCAAUUUCAAAAAGCCUUACUGUUCUGUGAAUGUGACAGGUUUUUUUUAUAUGGGUUGAUAUUUUAUAAUGGUUGUGUGCACUCUUAUUUUAGGUGUGAGAUUUUAUUUAAAAUAGUUGUGAAUGUGUAUUAUUUAUGGAGUUGCAGCUAUGGAUUGUUUUAUUAUGACUUUAUAUUACAAUUGCAAAAUUAAUUUUUAUUAUGUCUGUCUUUGCUAAGUUUAGUAAUAUUUUUUAUGAAGCAAAUAAACAGCUAUUUGUAAGAGCUUUUGUGUGUGCUUUUUAUGUGGCUAAUCAACAACAAAAAAAAGCUUGUUUUCAGUUUAUGAUUAGAGUUAUGCAUAUAACAUUCAAAGAGAGAAUGAGGCCACAAUAUAAUGGUCAUGUUCACUACAAAAAGAUAAAAAUAAUAGCUUUUUACUCUAAAAAGUAGUUCAUUACAAUAUGAAGUACAUGUACAGUAUAUUUUUGUACUGUAGCCAUCUGUACUAUGUUAUAUGGAGUGCUGCAUAAUUGAUAUCAGUGAAGAGCUUUUUUUCCCACAUUUCAGUUGUUCACACGUUUGAUACAACAUUUAAAAGUUUUUACAUUUUUAUUUUUGCAAAUAUUUAAUUAUUUUGAAACCUUAACAAUAAAGAUUAUUUAAGUUUUAUGGAAAAGAAAAUCCGUGUGGAAACAGUGUAUGUGACAGUCUCUAUGGCAACAGGUGUAAACAAACUAAUCCUGCGCGAACAGAUCGCAUUGAACACUAAAGCACAGAGAGAUGCCUAAUAAAAAAGGAAAGAAGGGAAAGAAAGGAAAAGGAAAAGGUAAAAAAGAUGGCAAGCAAGAGUCAAAACGGGAUAAGGAGUCUGAUAUAGAGAAGGCUAAAGCAAACAUGGCUCUGUGGGAGGCCAGGUGUGAUAUGACCGAGAGUUCUCGCGUGGAGUAUUCUGAAGCCGCGCGACGACUGAACAAAGCCAACCAGCAGCUCACUGAUCUACAGUACAACACAGAGAAGAACACCAUCGAGAUCAUCGCUGUUCUGAGGAAGAAAGACCUGCAGAAUGAAGAGAGGAUCACUGCACUGGAACAACAAAUACAGCUUGAGAAAACAAGAGCCUCUCAGGAAAAAGAGAAUUUGGUCACUGAAUACACUCUGAAGAUCAAUGAGCUGGAGGAGAAAUUUAAGAAGAGAUGUAGUGAAUUCAGCAUGAUUCAGGAGGAGCUAAAGAUCAUCAAUGACUUCCGUAGGAAGAAGCCCCAAAUGGAGCAAGAACUCAAAAAUAUGAAAGAAACAAUGGAAAACGCUGAUCUAGAACACAAGAAAACACUUGCAAGAAUGGAGCAAAAGUUCUUCAAUAAUAAGGUUCACCUAGAGAAGGAAGCUGAGCAAAAGAUUGCUGUUCUGGCAGAAAAAGCUCACAACGAAGCCAUCAUACAGCUGGAUGAUGCAUCGCGCUCGAUGUUCAAGGAGAAUGUGCGUUUAAAUAAGGCAUUGGGUUACCACAUCAAAGAGGUGGAGGAUCUGCGGAAGAGAAAUGCAGCGCUGGCAGAAGAGAACGACAUCCUAAGUCUGCAUAAGGAUAUGAGUCAGGACACCUCAAAUGACACCAUAUCUAAGCUUACAGCCCAGCGGACCACAAUUUCUGAGCUGAGAGCAAAGGUGUUGACACUGGAGCAGACCCUGGCCAGCAUGGUGGCUGAGUUUGAGAGGAGGAAGGCUGACAUCAAGCAGCGUGCUGCGGUCAGAACUCAGGCCGGUGGUGUAGAGCUGGACAAACUGCAGAAGCUCCUGAGCGUACGGGACAGGGAGUUGAGCCGAUUGAAGAGAGUAGCCCGCAGCGUCGUGGAGCAGUGCUCAGACACAGAGAUCCUCUUCCAUGAGGCUCUAAAUCAUGUGAAGCAGGAGAUGUUAAUGCACAGGAAGAAGAGGUGAAUCGUAGCAGGCGGAUGGAUGAGUUCUUAUCAGGGAAAAGGGAUCAUGUUCACACCAUCAACAAAACUCCCCACAGUACUAACAGCAUUUCCGUUGGUAUGGAAGAGGCUGAAAAGGGCAAUCUGAAGAAAGCCAAAAUUCACAUAUCAGAGAUGACCUGGGAGCAAAAAGAGAGAGUUCUCAGACUGCUCUUUGCCAAAAUGAAUGGCCUGAAAUCAAA
Ctenopharyngodon idella (grass carp) is the source of this 8748-nucleotide messenger RNA. RefSeq names its product basal body-orientation factor 1-like. The coding region runs from base 7374 to 8528 and encodes 384 amino acids. The transcript has 27 exons. Gene Ontology annotation, biological process: regulation of centriole replication. Lineage: Eukaryota; Metazoa; Chordata; Actinopteri; Cypriniformes; Xenocyprididae. Gene Ontology annotation, cellular component: centriole; cytosol; centrosome. The record is from RefSeq and is a predicted model, not a curated record.